UAAUGUCAUUAAGUACCUAAUAAGUUUAUACUGUGAUUUGUGACUCAAAAAUUAAAUAUCAAGAACAGAAUCAUAAAUCAGUACUCAUAGAAUUAUGUUAAAAUUUGGUUGAUUGAAAAUUCAUGAGCAAAUUUUAAUAUCAAAUGGCUUAUACGGAAAAGGUGUCGCUCAAUGGCACCGCUCUUUCGUUUUUAUUAUACGAAUGUAUGAAUUCUCCGAAUAGUCAGGAAGGCUUCCUCAUAGGUGACGUGACUUCUCAAAUUACUAACCAUAUAUCGGACUCUCAGAACGACAACGCCAGACUGGACACUCAAAUAGUGAUACGAACUGUACUACCCUUACCUUCGGUAUCAUUAUUCUAUUUACCUACCGGAACAAUAAAAGAAGAUGUGCUCUCUGAAUUACUAUCUAAUGUGGCCACCGAAGUUGUAGGAUGGUACAAAUACAGAAAAAAUAGUAGCAUCAAACCAACAUUCCGGGACAAGUUAAUAUCGAAGGGAUUACAGAAAUAUUUUGAAAAGUAUCAUGGACGUAAAACAUUUGUUUCUUGCAAUUUAUCAAUUAAAUCAUCAUCAAUUAGCUCAACACAUACAAUUAUAUAUCGAUUCGGUAAAAUUAACUGUUUUGACAUGUAUGAACAUGUUGACGAUGUUACAGCUAAUUUGGGUGAAAAACUGGCAGGUUAUAAAAAACCUACUAAAGUGUCUCCACAUUGCAUAUUCCACAAAAUUGUCAAAGAGAGUAACGUUCAUAGUAGUAAUGCAAUAUUGAUAGUACAAGAAGCGAUAGAUGUGAGACUUAUUAAAGAAGCCAAAAUUGCCGCUAAAAAUGAGUGCACUAUCAGAGAACUUGAGGCAGAAAUAAAACAAAUGAGUGAUAUUUUAGCUGAUAAACAAGUAGUUGACCUAGAAGGUGCAUAUAAUAAAAUAUUGGAUGAAAAAUAUUUAAAUAGAGAUGUUGAGAUGGCCGAAGCUUGUAUUGAGGCAUUAAAGACACCAGCAACUGUCGACAUUCUCAGCAUUCCAAAUGUUAUUAUAAAUAGGAAAGCUACAAUAUUAUCAGACGGUGACAAAUCGGAUCAAACUAUUGAAAUUAAAAAUAUAAGCUUUAACCCAGAGUUAACACCUUCAAGUUCAACGAAAUCGCAAACAUUAAAUUAUGCAGCUGUGCUUAAAAACAGUUCAGAUUUUGCUUCUACCAGUGCAAGUACGCCAAUAGAUAAAAAAACCAAAAACUAUGAUGAAGAUUUAAUAAGUUUUGAUGUAGAAGAUAAACAUAGUCAAAAACCCAUUCUUAUCAGUGACAACCACAGUGUCAGUGGUAGCUCACCAGAGUAUUAGGAGUGCCUUACACUUUUGAUUAAUUAUAAAAAGUUACCAUAAAUGUUAACAUCAGUUUUUGUUAUCGACCAACCACUAACAUUAUCUUAAAACGACAAUUCUUUAAAUAUUUCUAAGAGUUGCUGUACAGUUAAUUGUUUUUAAAUGUCUGAACAUUUUAUUAAGUGUUUAAUAUUUGUUUUUUAUUUACAAUUUGUUUAAUUAAUUUUCAUAUAGUAUUCCAGAAGCUAAGAUAAAUAUUUCCCUUUUUUUAUAUAAAGUAUUGUAAAACAUUGAUAACUACUUAAUUUUUAUUGUUUGUUUAUAAAUCUUAUGCUGAUAUUGUGAAGGGUCGAGAUGUAAAUAACAAUAAGCUAGUUUAAAAAACAAAUUACUCAGAUUUGUUAGUUAAUUGUUUAAAAUAUGUUUUGUAGAAGAGUAUUUUUGUAAUAAAUGUCAUCACAUAAUUA
This is a messenger RNA of Nymphalis io (European peacock), 1789 nucleotides long. RefSeq names its product BRCA1-A complex subunit Abraxas 1-like. The record is from RefSeq and is a predicted model, not a curated record. The coding region runs from base 144 to 1340 and encodes 398 amino acids. The transcript has 3 exons. Gene Ontology annotation, molecular function: polyubiquitin modification-dependent protein binding; microtubule binding. Gene Ontology annotation, biological process: protein K63-linked deubiquitination; mitotic spindle assembly; attachment of spindle microtubules to kinetochore. NCBI's taxonomy places the organism in Eukaryota, Metazoa, Arthropoda, Insecta, Lepidoptera, Nymphalidae. Gene Ontology annotation, cellular component: nucleus.